AUGCUCGCUCGUAUCUCUGCAGCGAGUAAUGUUCUACAACAGUACAGGAAGAUUCCAUCUUCAGGUCCAAGGGAGCUUACGCCAGCCAUGGUUCGCUCCAUUGAAGAGGUUGACAAGCCAGCGAAAAGGGGUAAGAAAACUGAGAAUCAGAAGGAGGCACCAGUUUCCAAAUCAACCAAGGGGCAAACCCCUAAGAAGCGAAAGUAUGACAAGGCUGCUACAUCACAUGCUCAACCGAAGAAACAAAAGAAGCCUGCUAGGAAGCUCAUACUCCAAUCUUCCAGUGAUUCAGACUCAGAGUAUGUUCCUCCCAAACAUCAGUCUGCUCCUCCUUUAGAAUCUAAGAGCGAAAGCUCAGAUGAUGAGGCUUCGGGUCGAGACACUACUACCACCACUACUACCAUAGGAGCUCAUUCUACCGCUCCCACUCCACCUGUAACAACCGAACCCCCUGUCACAACCGAACCUACAGCCACUACCAAACCUUUAUCUCUUACUCCAUCCACAGAAACCACCCAUGUUCUAGGCGGUGAGGACUUGGAAUUUGAUUCCACGUAUUUUAGUCCUUACCGUGUACAAAGUAAUGAUGAUGAUAAUGAGCCUGUUACAAAGCGUCAUCUCAAGGCAGUAAAUGAAAAACUUGAUCAACUGCUCUCAUCCUCUUCCUCUGCAUCUUACUCUGAAGCUGCUUUAAAGGCCCUGUUCUCAUUUGUUGUUCAAGAACACAAUGCCUCCCUCUCUGUUGCAGCUAAAGCGAUUGAAGCCUCCACUUCACAAUGUCAACAAGCCUCUCUUGUUGUUGAGGCUUCUACCAAGGAGUGCCAGGAUGCAACCGCAAAAGUCAAUAAACUAGUUUCUGAAGCUCACAUGUUUUUAGAUUCUUUGCAGGCGGCUGCUAAGAAGAAUGCUCAAACCGUCAAUGCUUCGGUGGAUCACCUUCAAUGGUCCCUUCAAUCUGAAAGGUCCAACCUUGAAGCUGUACGCCAAGCGAUCGAGACUGCAAACGAGUCUCUACAUGCUAAUGUUAUGAUCGCCUGA
Molecule: messenger RNA, 1038 nt
Organism: Lactuca sativa (garden lettuce)
Lineage: Eukaryota; Viridiplantae; Streptophyta; Magnoliopsida; Asterales; Asteraceae
Source: RefSeq, a predicted model, not a curated record